AUGGAGUACUUUUUGAAGAAGAACUUCGAGGUGGCGGCCAAGAACCCGUCGGAGGAGGCGCAGCGGCGGUGGCGGAGGGCCGUGGGGGCGGUGGUCAAGAACCGCCGCCGCAGGUUCCGCAUGGUCCCCGAUCUCGACAAGCGGUCCGAGGUCGAGACCAAGAAAAGGAAGAUCCAGGAAAAAAUUCGUGUUGCUCUUUAUGUGCAAAAGGCUGCUCUACAAUUUAUUGAUGCUGGUGCAAAAACUGAACAUCAACUUUCAGACGAGGUGAGAAAGGCUGGUUAUUUUAUAAACCCUGACGAAUUGGCAUCCAUUGCACGAGGACAUGAUAAAAAGAGAUUGAGGAACCAUGGAGGAGUUAAUGGGGUUGCAAGAGAAGUCUCUGUUUCACUUGAUUAUGGCAUUAAAACAAGUGACUUAUCUAUCAGACAGGACAUCUAUGGCAUCAACCAAUAUGUUGAGAAGCCUCCAAGAAGUUUCUGGAUGUUUGUGUGGGAUGCACUACAUGAUUUGACAUUAAUCAUUCUUAUGAUAUGUGCAUUGAUAUCUAUAGUAGUCGGCAUUGCUACUGAAGGAUGGCCAAAAGGUAUGUAUGAUGGGCUGGGAAUUAUUCUUAGCAUUUUCUUGGUAGUCGUAGUCACUUCAAUCAGUGAUUACAAGCAGUCAUUACAAUUCAGAGAUUUGGAGAAAGAAAAGAAGAAAAUCUUCAUUCAAAUAACCAGAGAUGGCUACAGACAGAAGGUAUCUAUUUAUGAUAUAGUGGUUGGAGAUGUUGUUCAUCUUUCAAUUGGAGAUCGAGUUCCAGCAGAUGGGCUAUAUGUUUCUGGAUAUGCUUUGUUGAUAGAUGAAUCAAGCUUGUCCGGAGAAUCUGAGCCAGUAUAUGUUUCUCAUGAAAAGCCUUUUCUGCUAGCAGGGACUAAAGUGCAAGAUGGAUCCGCCAGAAUGCUGGUUACUUCUGUUGGAAUGAAGACCGAGUGGGGGAAGUUAAUGGAGACAUUGAGUCAAGGUGGGGACGACGAAACACCUCUGCAGGUUAAGCUCAAUGGUGUUGCGACAAUAAUUGGGAAGAUUGGUUUAGCAUUUGCAACACUGACAUUUUUCGUCCUUUUAGGAAGGUUUAUAGCUGAGAAGUUAUUAUCCCACACUGGCUUCAAAUGGUUUCCAAAUGAUGCUUUGACAAUAGUAAACUAUUUUGCAGUUUUUGUUACUAUAAUUGUUGUUGCAGUUCCUGAAGGGCUACCUUUGGCUGUAACAUUGAGUCUUGCCUUUGCGAUGAAAAAACUUAUGGAUGAGAAGGCACUUGUGCGGCAUUUAUCAGCAUGUGAGACAAUGGGAUCUGCUAACUGUAUUUGCACUGAUAAAACUGGCACGUUAACAACUAACCACAUGAUUGUUGAUAAGAUAUGGAUCUGUGAAGUAUCCAAAUCAUUUAGGGGCAGUGAGACUGCUGCUUAUCUGAAGUCUGUGAUUUCUGAAAAUGUUCUAGUAGUCCUUUUGCAAUGUAUAUUUCUGAAUAGUGGUUCAGAGGUGGUAAGAGGAAAAGAUGGUAAAAACACAAUCCUGGGUACCCCAACAGAAACAGCAUUGUUAGAGUUUGGUUUGGAGUUAGAAGGACAUGUAGAUUCUCAGCAUCAGGACUGCAAAAAAUUGAAAGUUGAGCCUUUUAAUUCAGUUAAAAAGAAAAUGUCUGUCCUCAUUCCACUACCUGGUGGAGGGACACGUGCUUUCUGCAAAGGUGCCUCUGAACUUAUCCUGCAAACGUGUGACCAGAUCAUUGAUCGUGAUGGAAACACAAUUUUUUUAUCCAAAAAGAAAAAGGAGGAUAUGAUGAAUGUGAUUAAUAGUUUUGCCUGUGAAGCAUUAAGAACACUUUGUUUGGCUUUUAAGGAUAUAAGUGAAGAUGCAGAUCUGGAAGAAAUUCCUGCUUCUGGUUACACACUAAUUGCUGUCUUUGGCAUCAAAGAUCCAGUGCGCCCAGGAGUCAAGGAAGCUGUCCAGACUUGUAAAGCUGCUGGUAUCAAAGUGCGUAUGGUUACUGGAGAUAACAUAAAUACAGCUAAAGCCAUAGCAAAAGAGUGUGGCAUACUGACGGAGGAUGGUUUGGCCAUAGAAGGAUCAGAAUUUCGAAGCAGGAGUCCUGAAGAGAUGAAUGAUCUAAUACCAAAAAUUCAGGUAAUGGCCCGAUCUUUGCCUUUAGACAAACAUACUUUAGUGACAAACUUGAGGAAGAUGUUUAAUGAAGUUGUAGCAGUGACGGGUGAUGGAACUAAUGAUGCUCCAGCACUACAUGAGGCAGACAUUGGUCUUGUAAUGGGUAUUGCUGGCACAGAGGUAGCUAAAGAGAGUGCUGAUGUGAUUGUGUUGGAUGACAAUUUUACAUCUAUAAUUAAUGUAGCAAAAUGGGGUCGUGCAGUGUAUAUCAACAUCCAAAAGUUUGUACAGUUUCAGCUAACAGUUAACGUGGUUGCUCUGAUGCUUAACUUUGUUUCUGCAUGCAUCACAGGUAAUGCCCCUCUCACGGCUGUCCAGUUGCUUUGGGUCAACAUGAUUAUGGACACGCUAGGUGCUCUGGCAUUAGCAACAGAGCCCCCAAACGACAAUAUGAUGGAAAGACCACCUGUUGGGCGGAAUGAAAGCUUCAUUACCAAAAUCAUGUGGAGAAAUAUAAUUGGCCAGAGUAUAUAUCAGCUGAUUGUUCUAGGAGUUCUGAUGUUUGUUGGGAAAAAACUUCUGAGAAUCGAAGGUCCAGAUUCUGACACCAUUCUCAACACGUUUAUAUUCAACACAUUCGUCUUCUGCCAGGUCUUCAAUGAAAUAAACAGCCUUGAAAUGGAGAGGAUCAAUGUGCUCCGUGGGAUACUCAGCAACUGGAUCUUUGUGACCAUCUUGGCAUCCACGGUGGCAUUCCAAGUGAUCAUAGUGGAGUUCCUCGGAACCUUUGCAAGCACAGUGCCAUUAGGCUGGCAAUUAUGGUUGCUCAGCCUACUGAUUGGUUCCAUCAGCUUGAUUGUUGCGGUAAUCUUAAAGUGCAUUCCUGUCGAAUCAAACCGCGUUCAUGGCCAGAACGGCUAUGAGGCACUUCCUGGCGGUCCAGAAGCAGUAUAAGCAAGAAGGUAUAUAUA
Molecule: messenger RNA, 3122 nt
Organism: Musa acuminata subsp. malaccensis (wild Malaysian banana)
Lineage: Eukaryota; Viridiplantae; Streptophyta; Magnoliopsida; Zingiberales; Musaceae
Product: probable calcium-transporting ATPase 9, plasma membrane-type
Biological process (GO): calcium ion transmembrane transport
Cellular component (GO): plasma membrane; intracellular membrane-bounded organelle
Molecular function (GO): ATP binding; ATP hydrolysis activity; calmodulin binding
Source: RefSeq, a predicted model, not a curated record